Rotaria sp. Silwood1 is the source of this 2673-nucleotide messenger RNA. The record is from the annotation of a GenBank genome assembly. Lineage: Eukaryota; Metazoa; Rotifera; Eurotatoria; Philodinida; Philodinidae.
AUGUUUAAAUCAUCUGUAUUCAUCAUUAUCAUAUUCUACGUUUGGUCUAUUAAAAGUUUUAAUUUACCAACUGAAAUUCAUAUUGGAGCAAUAUUUGAUACUGGAGAUACAUUAUCUCGCCAAGCAUUUGAAUAUGCUGUUGCUAAAAUCAAUGCUCAAUCACAAAUAUUUACUCGAUCGACACUUGUUGUUACUAAUAUUGAUUUAGUUGAUGCACAUGAUAGUUUUUCAGCAUAUAAAAUGGUUUGUGCACAAUUACAAAAAGGUAUUGUCGCUCUAUUUACCGGUCGAUUGAGUCCUGCAAUAGAAUUCAUUAGUUCAGUAACACGUCAAUUACAUAUUCCAUUAUUUUUAUCAUCACCUGAUCCUCAAACAAAGGUUGAAUAUUACAUAGUUAAUGUCUAUCCACAUUAUACAGCUACAAGUCAAGCAUUUAGUGAUAUUAUUAAAUUUCAACAAUGGGAUGAAUUAGCGAUUAUAACUGAGCAUGCAGAAAAUUUACAUUAUCUUCAAGAUCUACUUCGAUUAACUUCAGAUAUUCAUCAAAUGAAAGUAACUGUAAGACAAUUACGAGGUAGACCAGGGAUUAAUAGUUGGCAUCCAUUGUUACAACAAUUACAAGAAACAGGAAUUUCAAAAUUUUUAAUUGAUGUAUCUACUGAUCAUCUUGAUGAUUUUUUCAAACAUGCUAAAGUUGUUGGAUUAGUCGGUCCUUAUUAUGAUUUUGUUUUAACUUCUUUGGAUAUAUCUGUUGUUAAAUGGAGUAAAAUUCUAUAUACAUUAGUUAAUAUAACUGGUUUGCAGUUUUUUGGUCGAGAAGAUCCAGCUGUUGACGAAUUUUUUGAUAAUACUAAUAAUUUCGAUGUGAAAGUUCCACUUGUUCCUAAUGAACGUUCAUUAAGGGCAUCAGCAGCACUUAUUUAUGAUUCAGUUUAUUUUUUUGCACGAGCUCUUAAUAAAUUUGUUGAACAACAUCCAUUGAAUAUAACAUCAUUAACAUGUGAUGCACAAAAACCAUGGAUACAUGGUUCCGCAUUUUCUCUUUUUUUAAAAAAGUUUGAAGCAAAUGGUAUAACAGGAAAGAUUAAAUUUGAUGAAAAUGGUUUACGAACAGAUGUAUCAUUUGAAGUUGUUGAUUUAGCUGCUGAUGGUGUACAAAAAAAUGGAAAUUGGUCAUCAAAUAUUCCAAAUCGAUUAGAAAUUCGAAGAAAUUUUACAAAAGAUUAUGAAACACGAAAAAAAGAAAUACAAAAUCAAACAUUAAAAGUAACGACAGUUAUUGAACCACCUUAUGUUAUAUUGAAUCCAAAUGGUACCAACUCGACAAAUAAAUAUAUUGGCUUUUGUAUAGAUAUUUUACUUGAGUUAGCUGAAAGACUUAAUUUUUCAUUCGAAAUUGAAAUUGUGAAAGAUGAAACAUUUGGAAAAAAAAAUGAUAAAGGAGAAUGGAAUGGUAUUAUUGGAGAAUUAGUGUAUCGUAGAGCAGAUGUAGGUUUAGCUGGUUUAACAAUUACAUCUCAACGUGAACAAGUAAUUGAUUUUACUAAACCAUUUUUAACACUUGGAAUAAAUAUUCUUUAUAAAAAACCAGCGCGUGUUAAACCAAAAUUAUUUGGCUUUUUUGAGCCAUUCAGUCCUAAUGUAUGGCUCUAUAUGAUUGCUGCUUAUUUUACUAUUAGUUUUGCUCUUUAUUUGACUGCAAGAUUAUCACCAUAUGAAUGGCGUGAUCUACAUCCAUGUAAAAGAACACAUGCAGAAUUAGAAAAUCAAUUUACGUUUUUUAAUUCAAUUUGGUUUCUCAUUGGAAAUAUUAUGCAACAAGGUACGGAUUUAAAUCCAACAGCACCAUCAACACGUAUGAUUAGUUGUUUAUGGUCUUUUUUUACUUUAAUUCUUGUUUCAUCAUAUACAGCUAAUUUGGCUGCUUUCUUGACUGUACAACGUAUGCAAACACCAAUUGAAAAUGCUAAUGAUCUUGCAUCGCAAACUGAAAUUCCUUACGGAUUUCAACGAGGUGGUUCAACGGAAAAUUUUUUUCGAGAAUCAAGAAUAGCAACAUAUGAACGAAUGUGGAAUUAUAUAUCUGCAAAUCAUGCAAGUGUCACUGUCGCAUCCAGUACUGAAGGUAUCAAUAGAGUAUUGAAAGGCAAAUAUGCUUUUCUUAUAGAAUCAACUACCAGUGAAUAUAAUAUAAUGAGAAAUUGUGAGCUAACAUCCAUAGGUGGUUUACUUGAUUCAAAAGGUUAUGGUUUUGGUGUACCACAAAAUUCUCCUUAUCGUGAUAUAUUAAGUGAUACAAUUCUCAAAUUACAAGAUGAAGGUGUUAUACAAAAAUAUUAUAAUAAAUGGUGGAAAGAAGCAGCUAAUUUAAAAUGUGAUCAAGAAGAUAAGCGAAAGGAUAUGGCCUCUGAAUUAGGUUUUGCUCAUAUUGGUGGUAUAUUUGUGAUACUUGCUGCUGGAUUAGUACUUUCAAUGGUUGUUGCUGCUGUUGAAUUUAGUAUUAAAAUACGAAAUAGAAAAGGACGACAGAUAUCAAUACGUGAAGAAAUGGAACGAUAUUUUCGUUUUGCUAUAUUCAAUGUUAGUGCAUCAAAACGACGAGCAAGUAUAUUUAUCAAAGAUGUUCCAUUACUUGAUCCACAUGAUCAUGAUAAUGAACAACUCAAACAUUGA